AUGGAACGAACGUGUUACCCAAAUACUGAUGUGUUAAUGACCUCCCCGACCACCAGCCCGACGGUGACCACACCACCGCCUCACCAGCUCCACCCCCACCUCCCACCACACCAACAACAGAUCACGACUAUACCGCACACUCCCCACCACACUCAACACCCGCAGGCAACCUCGUUAUCGCUUCCGUCCACGACCUCGCACCAGCAUCAGCCCGUGCCGGACAUGGUCACGUCCCCGGCGGCGGCUGCAGCAGCGACGUCUCUGUCCAGAAGCAACAGUGCGGGGGCUCUUGGCCGGGGGAUUGUCAAAGAGGAAGACGAACCGUGCGAGGACGCCGUCAUUCGGCCGGUAGCCACGCACUUUCUCUCCAACAGUAGCUAUCUACGUAUUUUUGUCAACCUCAACAGCACACCAAUUAUAAAAGCACCGGUUCGCCACACAGUGCGGGCGCCUCACCUGACGGGAGCAAGACGACGCGUUACAGCAAAGUUUAAUUUUCCUUUCUUUUUCCUUUUACUUUCUCUCUCCCUCUCAUUUUCCUUUUGUUAUUUCUCUCUCCCUCUCAUUUUCCUUUUUUUCUUCUCAUUUUUCUCUUUUUAUUUCUCUCUCAUUUUUUUUUUUCUUAUUUCUCUCUCCCUCUCAUUUUCCUUUUCUUAUUUCUCUCUCCCUCUCAUUUUCCUUUUCUUAUUUCUCUCUCCCUCACAUUUUCCUUUUUCUUUUAUUCUCUCUCCCCUCUCAUUUUCCUUUUUACUUAUUUCUCUUCACAUUUUCUUUUUUCUUUUUAAUCUCUCCCUUUAUUUUCCUUUUCUUAUUUCUCUCUCCCUCUCAUUUUCCUUUUCUUAUUUCUCUCUCCCUCUCAUUUUACUCUUGUUAUUUCUCUCUCCCUCUCAUUUUCUUUUUCUUAUUUCUCUCUCCCUCUCAUUUUCCUUUUCUUAUUUCUCUCUCCCUCUCAUUUUCCUUUUCUUAUUUCUCUCUCCCUCUCAUUUUCCUUUUCUUAUUUCUCUCUCUCCCAUUUUACUCUGUCUUUGUUUCUCACCUCCCAUGACGUUCCUUCUCGACCAUAACACUUUUUCUUGUCCUGCAUCAUAUCGGACACCUUUCAUACCCCAAGGUAAACAGUCAACAUAUGGCCGGCGGGUUAUUAAACAGACUGGACGUUGGGAACGAACGCCUGAACGUCCCACCUCAUCGUCUCCGUCUUCGAUAAUUCUCCUCUGUUGCUCUUGUUUACACGUUUCUAUCUUAUUUUCCUUCUUUCGAGUUGAAUUUUCUUUUCUUUUUCCUUUUACUUUAUCUCUCUCUCUCUCUCUCUCUCUCUCUCUCUCAUUUUCCUUUUAUUAUUUUUUCUCUCUCUCAUUUUCCCUUUCUCUCUCUCUCUCUCUCUCUCUCUCAUUUUCCUUUUGUUAUUGCUAUUUCUUUCUCUCUCUCUCUCUCUCAUUUUCCUUUUGUUAUUUCUCUCUCUCUCAUUUUCCUUUUGUUAUUUCUCUCUCUCUCUCAUUUUCCUUUUUUAUUAUUUCUUUCUCUCUCUCUCUCUCAUUUUCCUUUUCUUAUUUCUCUCUCUCUCUCUCUCAUUUUCCUUUUCUUAUUUCUCUCUCCCUCUCAUUUUCCUUUUCUUAUUUCUCUCUCUCCCAUUUUACUCUGGUUAUUUCUAUCUCUCCCUCAUUUUCCUUUUGUUAUUUCUCUCUCUCUCUCUCUCUCAUUUUCCUUUGUUAUUCCACACUCUUUUUCAUUUUCCUUUUGUCAUUUCUCUCUCUCUCUCUCUCUCUCAUUUUUCUUUUGUUAUUUCUUUCUCUCUCUCUCAUUUUCCUUUUUCUUUUCUUACUUUCUCCUUUUUGUGUCUUUUCUUUCUCUCUAUCUCUUUCUUUUUACGUCUCUCUCAAUCAUGUUCACUUUCUUCUCUGA
Acanthosepion pharaonis is the source of this 1902-nucleotide messenger RNA. Lineage: Eukaryota; Metazoa; Mollusca; Cephalopoda; Sepiida; Sepiidae. The record is from the annotation of a GenBank genome assembly.